AGACCUAAGAACGCGUUCACACAAAAUCAUGUAUAAUCCGUAGAAAAUAUAUCAUAUUUUAUAAAAAUGACUAGAAAAAACAGCAUCGUGUUUGCAGCACUUUUCCUGUUAUGGAAAUUAUAUGUUGUAAGUGCUGUAACUGUAUGUACGAAAGACUUAUCAACUGGAGAGCAACACGGACUUACCAACAAAAAUUCUGUCAACGCUGAAACAGGAGUUCUUAUUGUGUUGACUCAAACUACUGAAUUUGGUUAUGACUGUUGCGGUUUCGUGUAUCAGUGGAGGUUUCACAGCACAACAGCAGGAUCAUUUGAUGCGCAGGUGUGGAGACCUCAAUCGACUAACCUGUAUCUAUUGGUGGGAAAUAAUACGUUAACAUCCACAAAUCCUGGUACAGAAGAAAUUCGCACUAUUGCCAAUGGUGAGAGAAUCCGAGUCAAUAACAAUGAUUAUCCUGGACUGCAUUCAACUGGAAGAUUGUUCGUAACUUUUAAAAAUGGAGGUCCAGAAAAUGUUAAGAAGUUAACAGGUAUAACAACAUCAAUCGCUGUGUCGGCUUCAAUUGAUACUUCAGGUGCAUCAGCAAUUAAUUCAGACUAUUCCAUUAUUUCAAAUUAUACACCAAGUGUAGCUCCACAGUUGACUGGCCUAGGUACAAUAACAGUUUAUAACGAUGACGUCUCGAUUGGAAAGGUUUUAGCCACAAUAACAUAUACUGAUAAUGACCAAGAGGAUAUUGGAAACCUCAUGUUGACAUUGGAUUCAGCUUCCAACAGUGGAACAAGUUAUUUUGAGCUUGUUGCAGACGAAAUUCGAAUAAAAGCGAUUCCUCCCGUGAAUACAUAUAAUCUACAAAUGACAGUAGAGGAUCCAUGCACUGUGUCAUCAACUGGAAUAGAAACUAUUGAUAUCAUUAAUAGACUUCCUGUUAUCAAUAACCUCCCAGAUUCUGCAUCUAUACCAGAGAAUACUGCUGACAAUACAUUGAUAUUUACAAUUAAUGCUACAGAUACAGUCACAGACCCGCUACCUUGUGCAAAGAAAUGGGGAGGAACUGUGCCAUUUUCUGUUAUCCAAAUACCCUUUACAACAGAUUAUGGAGUGUAUAAGAACGCUGGAGUCUUGCUGAACUAUGAUACCACAGCUUCAUACACACUUACAGUAGAAUGUGACGACGGAGAUGAUAAAGUCGAUGCUGCUCCCGUGAUACAGAAUUUACCUGAUAGUGUUAGUUUUCUGGAGGAUAUCAACACCAAUACUUUACUUCAUACAUUAAAUGUUACUGACGCGGAGAGUGACACAGUUACAUGCACACUUAAUCCAACCAGUACUAUAUAUGAUGUAUCGCUUAUUCCUCCUUUAAAUACUGGAUAUGGAAUCUAUCUGACAGGCGGGACAACUUUAGAUUAUGAUACAACUUCGUCAUACACUUUAUCAGUGCAGUGUAAAGAUGUUAGGCGGAGUGAUACGGAGAGUUUUACAGCCAAUCUAAUACGAAACACGCCACCAGUCAUAAACAGUUUACCAACAACCGAAAGUAUAUCAGAAGACCUCUAUACUAGAACAUUAGUGCAUAGUUUGAACGUUACAGAUGUUAAUACAGCUGAUACUGUGACAUGCGCAUUUAACCCAAACAAUGCUUUAUUUGAACUAAGUAAAUUACCACCAGCCUUAGUUGAUUACGGAGUUUUCCUAGUUGGAGGGACAGUUUUGGAAUAUGAUGUCACUCCUUCUUAUACCUUAAAUAUUGAUUGUGCUGAUCACAGGAGAACUGUCUCCGACGUCUUGACAGUUGCACUCAUUCGAAACGAGCCACCAACAAUUGUAAACCUACCAAUGAGUGCAGACAUAUUGGAAAGUAUUACUUUAGAAAGUUUGGUGUAUACCAUAUCGGUGACAGAUCCGACCAAUGAUACAGUAACAUGUGUUAUUACUCAAGCAACUUCUAUAUUCUACCUCCAAACCACAUCAGCGCAAUUUGAAACCGAAAUAUGGGUUCGAGGUAAUCAAGGGUUCGUGUAUGACACUAAAAGACAAUAUACCUUAAAUAUAGAAUGUGCUGACCACCGAAAAAAUGAUUCUGCAGUGUUUUACGUUUACAUUCUUCGAAAUAUGCCUCCAUACUUCCCCAGUCUUCAAGAUAAAACAAGUGUUUUGUCACGGAUAUCAGCUGUUGGUCAAAUCAUUUACACUGUACAAAGUGUAGAUCCAGAGAGUGACAACGUACAAUAUUCUUUGUCAUCUAACACUUUGAAUGCGCCAUUUAUUAUCAAUCAAAACACUGGUGCCAUAUCUCUUACCCGCUCUAUACAGACUGAGCAAGUAGCCGGCUAUGAUUUGUACAUCAGUGUAUCAGAUGGACAAAAUGUGGUGGCUGCACGAUCUUUAUCAGUUCGUAUUACAGAUGUUAAUUCCCCGCCACAUUUUCAAGUUCCUGCGCAGAUAUUAACUGUUUUAGAAAAUAUAAAUUCUGGAUCGCCCAUUUUCCAACCAACAAUUACAGAUGAAGACUUGUCUGAUGUUCAUACGUUUUCUGUCGUUUAUUCUCCGCCAGAUGGCGCUGUUUAUUUCGGCGUCGACAAAUCAACUGGAUUAAUAGCAUCUUUAGUUGAUAUUGAUUACGAAACGAUUCCAUUCAAGUCAUUUUUGUUGGUGAUAACUGGCUCAGAUUCCCUGUUGGAAGACACUACGAAUAUUACAUUGAAUGUGCAGAAUGUAAACGAGGCUCCCGUGUUUACAAAGAAGUAUUACUCACUUACAACUCCAGAAAAUAGUGGUGGAACAAUUAUUCAGAAUCCCUAUUACCAGUAUACAGACGUAGAUGGUGACACUGUUAAGUUUUUCCUUGACUGUGGUGCUGACACAGGCCGAUUGGAUAUUAAUUCGUCCUCAGGUCUCCUGUCGUUUUCGGUAGACUAUGAUCUAGACAUGGUCGGCACAGCAUCUGAGAUAAACUGUAAGGUUACUAUAACUGAUGAUGAAUAUACAGAUAUGGCGUACGUUAAUAUAACAAUAAUGGACGAUAAUGAUAAUUCCCCCGUGUUUGUCUAUAGGGAAUACACGUUUUACAUACCAGUAACUUCAAGUGUUGGGUCAUUUGUCGGACAAGUACAUGCAGUUGAUAAUGAUAUUGGAAACUAUGGAAAUGUCCUUUACCAUAUUGCACUCGAAGAUUUCAACUACGGUUUGUUCGAUGUAGCCCAAAACGGUUCGAUAUUUGUCAGCGAAAGUUUGACUCACUAUGCUGAAGGUUCUUCAUUGAAUCUUACCAUAUAUGGUGUUGAUCCAGGAGGCAGGGAGGGUCAAACAAUGGUUUAUGUUGUAUUUCCAACGACUCAUGUGGCGCCCAUAACUUCAGGGGAUGGUAUCCAGUACUUAACAUUCUUCCGAUAUUCCCCGAACAUGGCUUGGUUCGUUCCUCUGAUGUUUAUUCUUUUUGCCACCUUCUGUGUUGUUGCACAUACUAUUUACAAAUCAAAUUGUUCAUGUUUGAAAAAAAAUGAACAGAGCAUUCGUAGUAAGAAGCGGAAAAGACCAAAGAAAUCAUUUCAAAUAUAUUGAUUCAAGAAAGAUAUCAAAUAAUAACUAUGUUUGUUGUACAAAUACAAAUAUAUAAAUUCAUAUACAAUGUAUAUGAUGUUCUUUAGAAUUAAUUCAGAUUAUGUUUUGCCUAAAAUAAAUUAUCA
Mytilus trossulus (common blue mussel) is the source of this 3686-nucleotide messenger RNA. RefSeq names its product protocadherin Fat 4-like. The record is from RefSeq and is a predicted model, not a curated record. Gene Ontology annotation, cellular component: plasma membrane. Lineage: Eukaryota; Metazoa; Mollusca; Bivalvia; Mytilida; Mytilidae. Gene Ontology annotation, biological process: homophilic cell-cell adhesion. The coding region runs from base 67 to 3561 and encodes 1164 amino acids. Gene Ontology annotation, molecular function: calcium ion binding. The transcript has 22 exons.